Fimicolochytrium jonesii is the source of this 600-nucleotide messenger RNA. RefSeq lists its product as uncharacterized. The transcript is spliced from 4 exons. Gene Ontology annotation, biological process: maturation of 5.8S rRNA. NCBI's taxonomy places the organism in Eukaryota, Fungi, Chytridiomycota, Chytridiomycetes, Spizellomycetales, Powellomycetaceae. The record is from RefSeq and is a predicted model, not a curated record. The coding region runs from base 1 to 600 and encodes 199 amino acids.
AUGGCAUCGAAAGAAGUGAAAGCGCUCUCAACGAGUGUACUAGCGCUCAAGUUCAUGCACCGCGCGGAGGAAGCGAAAGUGCGGCAAAAGCUCGAAGAGGAGCAGAAACAGGCCGCGAAGGAGGCGCAGUGGGUGCUUGAAGGGUUUGGGUUUGAUGAGCGGGAUAGCGUGCAGUUCGAUUACGAUAAUAGCCACGUCCCGUUCAUGGAAUCCAGCUUUGGCCGCAAGUCCUUUGGAAGUUUCAAUAAGGAGAUUGAGAAACUAGACGAAGAAGCAACCAAAUCCGCCCGCCUAAAACGCGCGCAAGAAGUCGAAGGCCGCGAAUCCGUCUCGGCACAAGAAAUGGUCGACCGGUUCCAAACAAUAGGCGCCUCCAAAUCCAGUAAACGCAAACGGCCCGCCUCCGCCCAAUCCGAAAGCGGUGACACCCCCCCCACCGGCAAACGGGCAGCAACGACGACGACGAACGCGGCGCGAGAGGGACCGGGGACGGCGACGCGGUUCAGGGGAAGUGCGAAACGGGCCGAGGAGGCGAGGGUACGGGGGGAGGUGGAGGACUUGAGUGGGGGGAAGAAGGCGGGGUUUUUGAGGCCGGAGUGA